AGUAUUAAAAACCACCCCCGGGUCAAAAAAUGGUGUUGUUUUUCACGUCCUGUCCAACCUCAUCACUGGUGAGCCAUUCCCCUGUCCCGUCGUCAACGAAAUCGACGACGACGACAUCAGAUCUCUUCCAAGAGCAUCCAAAGUCGCAGCCGAUCCCAGUAAGAAACAACGGUCAAUGGGACAACAGCGAUCACCUCUCGUGUUCGCCGCUCGAGCGAUUCCCAUCUCCGCUCGCCACGUCAGCGGAGUCUGUUAACUCGAUCAAGUCGAGUUGCUCGUCGCGCUCAUCGGCCGAACGUGAGACGGAACGCGCGCAACGUCGUCAAUUGCUCAAUACCAGCCUGAGUAAAUUGCGAGAGGAAGCGAACAUGCCACUUCGGAAGCAUCUUCUGAUCUUCCACACUGUCAAGACAAUCCAGAAAGACUUGGAUCAAUUGGACGACGAAGAAUUGUACUGCUCUCUGGUGGGUAUGUCGAACGACACGACGGCGAUGCUGAUGGAAGUCGAUGGUACCGGUGACGAGUAUAGUUGGGGCACCGAGAAGGAUUGCUACAACAACGAGAUAAUGAUGAUGACCGCCAACGAUGUCGUCGACUCCGCCGUCAUCUGCGGAGCACCUCAGAAACAAGAGGAGCGCGGCGCAUCGACCGAUUUCAGUGGAAUGAUGUUUGGCGACGAAUUCGAGAUGGAGGAGGCCGAGACAAAGACCUGGUCUUGGUCGUCUGGAGAUUCAAUUCUCGAUUCUGUUCAAGAUUCGAAAUCCAACUCAAUGGACGCUUUGUUCAAGUGGUCCUCGUCGUGCUCUGACGCAGCCUACAACGCACCGGUCUCCAACUCAUUCGGUGGAUGGGCUGACUCUUCGCCACUUUCUGGUGAUGGACUCUUCGGUCUCUCGGACGAUACGACUUCUUCGUGGUCCCACGGAGCCACUGGCUUCGACAUGUGGGGAACCAACGACGCGCUCGGAUCGGCUCGCUUCGACAUGCACAAUUUGCUUCUUUUGCAAGCUUAGAAGUGAUAUAGUUGAAUAGUAGCAGAAGCAGUACAAACGAAGAUCGAAACAAAAAGUCGAAGAAAAUCGAUGAAUCUCGCCAGAAUAUAACAUCUCAACUCAACGAACAUCAAAAGGACACACCACACAAAAGUUAAGAACUCUCUUUUUUAAAUUCUCAAACUCCAAACCCAACCCAAAACUCCAAACUCUUGUCAUCUACCUUUUCUUCACAGCAUAUCCUGUACAAUCAUCCAUUUAUUAAUUCAUUCCCCACAUUCAUUUAGUGAUUAGUUGUGUUUGAUACGGCACUUUCACGGUGUCUUGUCAUACAUAUCGUUGUGAAUAGUCUCUAGAUAUUUUCCACAUUUAUCCAACCUAAUAUUUUGGUGUACUACUGCCUAGUGAUCUCCCGACCGGGCCUAUCUCCCAUUCUCUCCAUAUUUCGGUUCUCUUUUUCUCUCACUCAAAAAUGGUUCUCUUCUACACUUUUUUACAUGUUUUUCUAUUCCUUUCCCCAUAUUCUGGUUUCCAAAUCUCAGUUUUUGCAACUCUCACGACAUGUGCAUUUCUUUAGAAGACUCCACACCUGUUUUUUUAAAAUUAGUUCCGGUGUUACGAUUGUUGAGCGUAAUGUAAUAAGGCAAGUGUACAUACUCCCUUCCCCUUUGAAAUGUGUAUCAUAUAAUGGUAACUUGUUUGUAUCCUCACUCACCUUGAUCCAUCUCCAUCUUAUGCAAUCUCGGUUAUUUUUACGUGGUCCCUUAUUCCAUCCAAUGUGUGAAACAUUCCACUGGUUGCCACGUCAAGGUUCCAAAUUCCCGAGUGAAACAAAAUCAUGACCUGGCAACCUGUGGUUAGUACAAAGAAGCCUCCUCUCAGAAAAACGCGGUUAUUAUCUUAUCCCAUUCUCAAUUGCCUCUUCUCACCUCUUGUCUAGUCAUCAAAAGCCCCCAAUUGACUUACCGUACUUGUUACACAUUUCUCUGUUUUAUAUCUGCCCUGCCUUAAAAUCUCUGUUUCCAUCCGUUCCCAAAACGAGUAUUCUUCCCAAAACACACAAAAAGUUUAGGAGUGUAGUAGGUUACUGUAGCUAGCUACUAUGUGUAUCUGCAUUUUCUCUUAUCUAGAAAACGUCCGGGUCGUUCUCCCACCACUAAAAAAUGUUCCAUCUCAUUCUCUUUUUAACGUUAAGUCGUUUUGUUUUGUUGUCUGCGUUCAGGGAUUGUUUCUUUCUUUAAUUUUUAUUUUUUCUUCACUACCAAAUCAUUGUUGUUUUCUUCCGUUUGCCACCUUCGGGUCACAAAUCUUUUUUUUCCAAAAUUUGCUAUUAAUGUGUUUUUUCUCAUCAUUUGGCGAAGCCGGUAUUUCAUUCCAUCUCUGUUUUCCAACCCGUCCCAAAUAGUUGUCCCACUUCCCCCCGUUAAUGAUAAUGAUUCAGUAGCCAAUUUUGUUUUCUUUUCCUUCUAGAAUCUCUGAAAAUCCUCUCAUUGUCUUCCCCACAGGUUCAAUCCGUAUUCAUUUGCGCCGCGCGCAACCCUCCAUCUUUUCCAACCAGCUUUACCCAUUUCAGUAAGUGCCCCGUCACUCUUACCAUUCUCUUUCACAUCCUCCACUCUCUUCAAUUUGCUUUUACCGUUUCUAGAUUUGAUUCUGUAGACUAAUAUGCGAGUGUGAGUGAGAUUUUGCGAGUGUGUGAGUUUGACUGCGCGCCGAACAGCCUAAAUCUGAAAAGUUUGGCGCGCGCACGUGGCGCAGUGAUUCGGUUGGAAUAUGUGGAUUUACAAUAAGGGUGAAAAAAAAAGACUUUUGAAAGAAAAGAAAAUGAAAAAAAAACCAAAAAAAAAUUGAAGAAACGAUAAGAACGAUCCCUAAAAUCCACAGCACAACAGACAACCGAACACUUCGAUCCACGACCCAGUGUACUUUCUAGAUCAGUCAGAUCCGGAAACCACCAACUUCCCCAAAAACCUUUUGAAUUGUAUCCACCUUUAGUUUACUCGCAUUCAGAACCCCCACAAUCCUCCCUCAACAUUGUAUCACUGGUCCCACCGGCGUCAGAGAUGUCCCUAAACAUUUCAAAAUCUUUGACCGGUGAGCCAGACGACCUUCAUUCCGUCAUCUCAAAAAAACAAAACAUGCCAAAAGAAAUACAUGUAUGAACAAACAAAACAGACAUCUUCCCGGAUCCCAAGUCACUAUCUAGUUAGUUAAGAAUACCUCUCUUGUCAAUUAACUUUAAUAUUUUCUUAAAUAAUCCAACAACCAUCUCUCAAUGUGCAACCCGUCAAAACACAAAAAAAGCUCUUUAACAUGGAUUUAGUCGUGUAUAAAUUUUCCAUUCUUGUCUCUUGUCACCACCACCCCAAAACAUAAUGUGAUUCCCACCUCAACUAAUUCUCAGUCAGUUUUGCAUUUUUUGUGUCUCCUACCAUCAGUGUGUACCGGUGUACGUUUGUGAGUGAGUGUGCUCCAAAUUGGAGCCUCGCGUAUGAACGGUGUCCUUUUUCAUUUUUAUUCGACUUUCCCCUCCUCAUCUUUUGUACUGUUCUUCUUCUACAUUCUCCUUUCAAUCAUUCUUUUCCAAUCUACAAACCCGAUCAACUCAGUGUGCUUUUUGCCGAUUUUUCUCUCUCGAUUGUGUCGAUAAUUUAUGUAUUUUUGCUUCAUUUCAACCUUCCCCCGACAGAUAAUAUAUUGAUUAUUCGACCUCUCCCUUUCCCCCCAAUAGUGUCUUAUUUCUAUCUCUAUUCCCUUUUCGUUUGAACUCGAUUUCAUACGCGGUGUGAAGGCUAUAAAUAAAUACGUUUUUGUUAG
Caenorhabditis elegans is the source of this 3809-nucleotide messenger RNA. RefSeq names its product BHLH domain-containing protein (gene W06H8.6). NCBI's taxonomy places the organism in Eukaryota, Metazoa, Nematoda, Chromadorea, Rhabditida, Rhabditidae. The transcript has 6 exons. The coding region runs from base 30 to 1013 and encodes 327 amino acids. The record is from RefSeq and is marked reviewed.